Messenger RNA from Alternaria viburni, 555 nucleotides. RefSeq lists its product as uncharacterized. The transcript is spliced from 2 exons. The coding region runs from base 1 to 555 and encodes 184 amino acids. NCBI's taxonomy places the organism in Eukaryota, Fungi, Ascomycota, Dothideomycetes, Pleosporales, Pleosporaceae. The record is from RefSeq and is a predicted model, not a curated record.
AUGGCUCGCUUUGCCGACCUUCCUACUGAGCUCGAGCUCCAGAUCGCGUCACAUCUCUCCUCCAAAGAUCUCGCCUCCUAUGCCCGCAUCGGCAAAGUCCAAGCCAAGGUCGCACGCGAGCAUCUCUACUCCGCACCGACGAUCGAACAACCAGAUGAGGGGCAUCGGCUAAUGAUGCUGCUACGCACAUUGUUCGCCCGCCCUCAGCUCCUCACAAACAUACACUCGAUAUCGCUCGCUAUCGUGAACUGUACUAUGCCUUUCGGCCUCGGUUCGACAGCAGAGAGGGCCGAAGCUACACGCAUCGAUUGGGAUACGACUAACAAUGCCCGUUUUGUUGAGGUCGAUAGAAUUGUCGGCAGCCCUCAUUGCUUGGGAUACAAGGACGUGUAUGAGCAGCUCGUCUUCCGCCUCAAAAAAGUCAUGGGCAAUCAUGACUCCGAGCGAUCGCAAGUUUUCGGAAAGGCUCUUUCCUUCCACGCCGUGGCGCAUAGGCCCGGUGCGUUUCCCGAUGUUGAGCGAGCUACAUGUCAAGUGCGGACUCUUGAUCAAUAG